This is a messenger RNA of Pristis pectinata (smalltooth sawfish), 1410 nucleotides long. Its product is annotated as complement C1q tumor necrosis factor-related protein 4-like. Bases 285 to 1268 code for a protein of 327 amino acids. Gene Ontology annotation, molecular function: protein binding. Lineage: Eukaryota; Metazoa; Chordata; Chondrichthyes; Rhinopristiformes; Pristidae. The record is from RefSeq and is a predicted model, not a curated record. The transcript has 2 exons.
GCCAGCCCGGGCCAGCACAGUCUCCAGCUCUUGUAAUGAACCAGGGCCGGUCAGCGACUGUGUGCAGCCGGUGGGCAGUCCUGUCGCUUGAUUCUGUCCCCCCCCCCCCCUCCCCUUCUCUCUGAUGUUGUGCUUUGGCCGCUGCUUGCGCGCCGCCCCUGCUGCAUCCGUCCCCAAGCAGCGAGCGCUCCAGCAGCACAGCGCUCUCCCAGCCAGGAGCCCCCUCUCGCACACCAGGGCGGGACGCUGAGCCGAGCCGGGACACCGCUGACCACUGAGGGACGAUGCAGGCCCGGGCCCCGCUGCUGGUGGCCGUGCUGUGGCAGGUGACGAGCCGGGCGGCGGCGGCGGCGGCGGCGGAGGAGGAGGAGCUGCGCUCGGCCUUCUCGGCGGCGCGCACCCGCAGCAUGGUGGGCGGGCCGCGCAUGGCCGUCACCUUCGACCGCGUGUACGUGAACGUCGGGCACGACUUCGACGCGCGCCGCGGCCUCUUCACCUGCCGUGUGCCCGGCGCCUACUACUUCUCCUUCACGGUGGGCAAGCACCCGGGCAAGGGCCUGUCCGUCAUGCUGAUGCGGGACGGCAGCCAGGUGCAGGCCAUCGCUUACGACGAGCACCGGGGCCCGGAGCGCCGCGCCCGCAGCCAGAGCGCUAUGCUGCGGCUGGCCCGCGGCCACACCGUCUGGCUGCGGCUGCACGGCCACCCCCAGUACGCCCUGUACAGCGAGGCGGCCCCUUACACCACCUUCAGCGGCUGCCUGGUCUACCCCGAGCCCGAGCCCGAGUCCUACCCCGCGCCGCCGCCGCCGCCGCCGCGCUCCGCCUUCUCGGUGGCGCGCACCCAGAGCGUGGUGGGGAGCAGCGGGCAGCGCUACCGCCACGACCCGGUGGCCUUCGACACCGAGCUGGUCAACAUCGGCGGCGACUUCAACUCGUCCCGGGGCGUCUUCACCUGCCGCGCCGCCGGCGCCUACUACUUCGCCUUCAACCUGGGCAAGCUGCCCCGCAAGACCAUGUCGGUGAAGCUGAUGAAAAACGAGGACGAGGUGCAGGCCAUGAUCUACGACGACGGCGCGUCCGAGCAGCGGGAGGUGCAGAGCCAGAGUCUGAUGCUGUCCCUCCGGCCCGGCGACCGCGUCUGGCUCUACAGCCACCAGCACGACGGCUACGGCGCCUACAGCAACCACGGCAAAUACAUCACCUUCACCGGCUUCCUGGUCUACCCCGAGCCCGCCUGGGACUCGGGCCCCGCCGCCAACAGACUCUGACCGGCCCGGGACCCCUGGGGUGGGUCCCCCGCCCCCCCCCCGGGUCUUCCCCACCCCCUCGACCCUUCUCUCUCUGUGGAUGUCCCGUGUCCGCCACGAGUCCUCGCCGAGAUUCAUAUUUUGUUGAAGGAAGAGGGGUGUG